AUGUUAAAUGAAAAAUUAGAUCGUCUUAUUCGAUCUAAAGGCAGCCAAUAUAUAACUAAAAAUACAUAGGCACUUUCUCCCUAUAUAAGACAAGUUCCUUUAUUAAACAAUCAAUCACAUAACUAUUCCCCUAAUUAUUCAAUUUAAAGAAUUCAAGCAUAAUCUACACAUUCAGCAAUAGCUCCAUAAACAGAUAGAAAUAACACAUAGUUUAUUGCAAAGAUAUAACCUGUCUGCUAACCUUAAUCAGUUUCUCCUGUCAGAGUGAUUUAAUUAUCAACAGAUAGAACAUAAUAACCACAUGAACUCAAUGAGGUAUAAUAUCAUGAAAAACCUCUACAAGUAGUAUCUGCAUAAGAUAUAGAAAAUAGAUAUAAAUAGAAAUUAUUAUUAUUGGAAUAGUUGAUCAACAGAUUGUAGAAUGAAAAUUAAAGGUUAAAAAUGAAUGAAUAAAAUUUAAAAUCUAUGGAGUACAUGAACAAAAUUAAAGAGUUAGAAGUUAUGGUUAAGAAUUUUGAAGAUUAAGAAGAUAAGUUAAACAAUGAAAUUUAACAAUUAAAAAAGGAAUUAUUUUAAUCAAAAGAAGUUUUUACUUCUUUAUAAAAAUAAAUAUAGAACAAGAAUAACAAUAACGAGGAUAUUAGGAAAUUGAAAAAGUAAAUGUAACAAUACGAAAUUGAUAAUAAAGAAAUGUAGAACCAAAUCAGUAAGAAAGACACUGAUAUUUUAAAAUUAAGAAGUGUUUUAAAUGAAAAAGAAAAUUGGAUAGAUUAAUUGAAUAAUUAAAUCAAAGAAUUAUAAACUGUAGAAGAAAACUAUUCAAGAGUAGAAACGACAGUCAUUUCAUUACAAGGGGAAAUUGAUGUUUGGAGAAGGAAGUUUAAAGAAAAGAAUGAAGAGGCCUCAGAACUGAGUGAGAAGCUAAUUAUGGCAGAAGCAUCACUGGAAGCAUUAAAAAAGAAAUAAAUCACUUAAGUUAAGGAGAUUAACAUAACUAAAAGUAAUAGUAAGACUAAUAAUAACAUAAUCUAAUCAGUAGAUACUACAAAUAGAUUAAACAGAGGAUCUCAUUACUCUUAAAGAUAAUAACUAUGA
Molecule: messenger RNA, 1095 nt
Organism: Paramecium tetraurelia
Lineage: Eukaryota; Ciliophora; Oligohymenophorea; Peniculida; Parameciidae
Exons: 2
Source: RefSeq, a predicted model, not a curated record